Messenger RNA from Eimeria necatrix, 1017 nucleotides. RefSeq lists its product as hypothetical. The record is from RefSeq and is a predicted model, not a curated record. The transcript has a single exon. The coding region runs from base 1 to 1017 and encodes 338 amino acids. Lineage: Eukaryota; Apicomplexa; Conoidasida; Eucoccidiorida; Eimeriidae.
AUGCAAAGAGCAGCAGCAGCAGGCAGCAGCAGCAGCAGCAGCAGCAGCAACCAGCGAGGCCUCUUAAGCGGUCCAGAAUCAACAGCGGCGAGCACGCGGCAGCAACGGAGACCUCCAGCAGCAGACGCAGCGGGAGCAGCAGCACAGGCAGCACCAGCUGCAGAGGCAGCAGCAGCAGCAGUAGCAGCACAAGCGGCAGCAGCAGCAGCAGCAGAGGCAGCAGCAGCAGCAGCAGGGGCAGCAGCAGCAAAGCCCACCGUCUCCUCAGCAGCUGGUCCUUUCUUAGCUUCUCUUCAGGGCCAAAGCAAAGAGCCACAGCGCCUGAGCAAACAGCAGGCACUCGCGCGCCCAGCUGCUGCUGCUGCCGCUGCUGCUGCUGCCGCUGCUGCUGCUGCCGCUGCUGCUGCUGCUGCCUGCUUUAAUGGUGCUGCCUCUGCAGCAGCAUUCAGGCAGCAGUCAUUCGACAUUGCUGCUGCGCCGGCUGCCGCAAACGCGGCAGCAUCUACUGCUGCUGCAGCAUCUACUGCUGCUGCAACAUCAGCUGCUGCUGCUGCUGCAGCACUUCUUGCUGCUGCAUCUACCGACGCUACAGCAACUACUGCUGCUACUUCCGCUGCAGCAUCUGCUGCUGCUGCAGCAUCUACAGCUGCUGCUGCUGCAGCAUCUACAGCUGCUGCUGCUGCUGCUGUUUUUGCUGCAUCUCAGCUCACGGAUGCACAUGUUGUGCAGCGCCAUGACGCCCACGCACAGAAGGAAUCUGAGAGGUGCCUGCAGCAGCAGCAGCAGCAGCAGCAGCAGAAGCAGGACUAUAAGCAGCAGCAGCAGAAGAAGAACCGGCAGCAGCAGCACCACAAGCAGCAGCAGGAAAGGGAGCAGUACUAUAAGCAGCAGCAUUACAAAAGCAGCUGCAGCACUCAAGCAGCAACCGCAGCAACAACACCGGAAGAUGCAGCAGCACGCAAGCAGCAGGAGCACUGCAGCAGCAGCAGCACUGGAGCAGCAGCACGGAGGCAGUAG